AUGCACUCCUGGGGGACCCGGCUGCUGGCCGCGGCGACGACGGCGGUGCUCCUCCUCAUCGCCACCUGCGCCGCCGCCUCCGCGCUCGACGCCUUCCACGUCCCCUCCGUCGAAGCCCAAGCCCACGUUACGAAGAUAAAUCGAUUCCACAAACAGAUCAAUGGGAAUGACAAGGUGACCUUGACCUUCAGUCUAUCUGCAAAUUUGGAAUCACUUUUCACGUGGAACACAAAGCAGGUCUUUGCCUUUGUGACGGCGGAGUAUGAAACCGCAAAGAAUUCCCUGAACCAGGUUUCAUUAUGGGACAAGAUAAUACCUGACAAAGAGGAGGCAAAUGUCCAAGUGGAGGUGAAGAGCAAGUAUCCCCUGACUGACCAGGGAACCAGUCUGCGGGGCAAGAAAGUUCAGCUUGUCCUCCACUGGCACAUCAUGCCAAACGCCGGCGCAAUGAUCCGAGGCAAGAUGCCUCUCUCGGAGUUCACUCUCCCAGACACCUAUACUUCCUGA
This is a messenger RNA of Triticum turgidum subsp. durum (durum wheat), 507 nucleotides long. The record is from the annotation of a GenBank genome assembly. NCBI's taxonomy places the organism in Eukaryota, Viridiplantae, Streptophyta, Magnoliopsida, Poales, Poaceae.